This is a messenger RNA of Stylonychia lemnae, 1284 nucleotides long. NCBI's taxonomy places the organism in Eukaryota, Ciliophora, Spirotrichea, Sporadotrichida, Oxytrichidae. The record is from the annotation of a GenBank genome assembly.
AUGAUAUCAGACUAUCUCAUCUAUUUAGGUCUUAUUGCUGGUUAUGGAGGUGGUAUUGUUGCAGGUACAGGACUCUAUAUCCAUGAGAUUUUUCCUGAGAUAACUAUACAUGACAAAUAAGUAAUUUUUAAUAAACGUCAUUAGUUUUAGAGGUUUGUCAGUCUAGCUAUUAUUUCUGCUUCUAUCAUGGCAUUUUUCUCAGGUUAAAUUGCAAAUAAACUAGGAAGGAAAAUGUCUAUAAUCAUUGCAGAUAUGUUCUUUGUGAUUGGAAAUUUGACCAUAGCCUUAGCCCCCACAAUUAACUUCUUGAUCAUCGGUAGAUUCAUUGUUGGGUUUGGAUUAGGACUAGGUACUACUAUUUCAUUGGUGUAUGUGGCUGAAUGUAGUCCCAAUAAACUCAGGGGCACAAUGCUGUCCUUCUCUGUACUAUGUGUAUUUGCAGGGAAUAUGCUUUCAUAUACAUCAUGUAUUUUACUUGGUUUUGAUCAUUUCUUGAUCUUUACCUUUAUCUUAAUACCUACAAUUGCACAGCUGAUACUUAUUACAUUUUUCCAAAGCGAUACCCCAAUAUUUUAUGUCAUGAUGAACAAGAAGGAUCUUGCAGAAAAAGCCAUAAAAACCUACUAUAACAAUAGUAAAGAAGGUCAAGAGGAAAGUCAAAUUUAAAUGUAUAAGGAACUUUUCUCUGAAUAUAAGUGGAAUCUAUUCGUUGGAUUAAUGCUCAAUAUACUCCAGCAAUUAAGUGGUGUGUCCUUGAUUAAUUACUAUGGACCUAAAAUCCUAAAGGAUGCAGGAUUUGCUAGUAAUACUCGUGAGGGUUUGAUGUGCAGUAUGAUAUUCCUCAUGGCAUUUAAUUUUACUGUUGCAAAGUGGCUCAGUCUAAAUCAUCUAAGGGGAACUGCAAAUUCUCUGACAGGCACCUCUAACUGGUUAGGAAACUAUUCACUUGCUGGUAUAUUCUUACAAAUCACUCAAACUUAAACUGGAAAAAUUUUUACUUACUCGCUAUUGGCAUUCAAUUGUAUGGUUAUGUUUUUCUUUGUAUGGAGAUUUGUACCAGAGACUAAAGAUAAGUCUAUAGAUGAGUGUGUAAAACUUAUUCAUCAUUCGUGGAAAUCAAAGGCAAUUAGAGAUAAAAUAAACUAAAAAGAAGGGGGCUUAUUAGAUAAUUAAGAUCACAUUUAACUUAUUUAAACUUAUGAUUAAGAGAAGCUAUUGAAUGAAAACCUUGAAAUCAAUGAAGUAAACUCUGGGAAUAGACACUCUGAUAGUAAAAAAGUUUGA